UGUAGCGACAGUUUAAGUGUACCUUCAAAAUUGACCAAGAUAAUCGAAACAAGCUGCGAAAAAGAUGAGUGUACGAUCAAUGAAGUGAGCCACUGUAGUUGGCGCCAUGUACGCAUGAACAAUCGCCUGAGACGUGGAGAUACUUGCUCAAUCACACAGUACACUUCCAGCAAUCGUUCCAUCGUGACCAUACACCAGUGAUUAAAAUGUGUAUUGAAGAAACGCGAACCAAUCUAUCGUGCAUUUCAGCACUCUUCGAAGCCAUCUCGAGCAAGGAUGAGACCAUGCUAGCGGAUGCCUUGCGAAUGGCCACCAUCGAAACUGUGCUGUGCUUUGAAUCGACCUACGGAGUUUCACCGUUAAUUUGGUGCGUUCAAACUGGCGACGUGAGUUAUCUUGGAUUGGUGGAAUGUCUGCUGUCCAGCGGAUUGUACGAUUGCCAAAUGGUUGACAGCAAGGGCCGCCCAGUACUAGCCAGCAUAGCCGAGAAGCAUACCGACAAUCCUAAGUUUGUGGAAAAGUUAAUUGAGCUUGAGAUCCAGGGAGUGGAUGAGGUAACCGCAUGCUAUAGAAUAUUAAGACAAAACUCGUUGCAAUUACUUAAGCUUUAUCUAACUAUAAAGAAACUCGACGGAGCAGCAUUGUUUCAAUCACUGGCAAACGCUUUGAUACAGCUAGAGGUAAAAAACUUCCCACUAUCGUCAGAACUUAAAAUAUACGUGCAAUGGAAGCUCGCCGACUAUGGCCAUCGACAUUUAUCGGGUGAUUACAACCCCUCUCCAGGACAAACGACGCACCAUGAGUGGAAGAGCCAUAUCAAAGAGAUAAGUGAUUGUUGGAGCGUUAUAGCCCAAAAAUAUGAUACUGGAGAUUAUGUAGACAUUGACGAUCGUUUAUUGCAACGACUGACAGUAAUCCAUAACCAUCUCUAUUUUCUGCAGUACAAACCAUUCGUUAAGCACCUGCCGAUGAUAGAGCUGAUAUUUUGUCUGGCGAUAUUUCUACGAUCAUUUAAGGUCGAUUCCGUGGUCUAUCGCAUGCUAGUGAAUAAACGGCUUAUAUUACAGUUUUUACGCAUGGUGGUUCCGCAAUUAAAUUAUAUCAAAGGGAGUCUUCUGGAUAUAGAAACGAAGUUAAAGGGUAUAGUACAGGAUCACGAUCAAUCACUUGAAGUUUUAAAAAGGGAUGCAAUAAUUGAAAGUAUUUCCGAGGAACUGGAAACCAUGGCUGUUCCUAACAAGUCCUAUGUCGUAGAUCAAUUCUGUGAAAAGAUGGCAGCCGUUAUAUUUAAAACCGGUACUCUUCUUGACCAACCAUGUGAGAAUGAUCUUAUCGUGGACUUUUUGAAGCAAAUUAAAAAGAGCAACAAACAAUGGGCCCAACAGAAGAUCGACGAAAUAAAUUAUCUCAAACAAGAAAGCAAAGACCGUUUAGUAGCGUUAGUCAAAAGCCGUAUACCUUGCACCACACACCCGGUGAAUGUUGCCGAUCGAUUGAUCAAACUAAUGAAAGGCAAAACAUCGCUGGCGCAGAUCGUGGCCGAUGAAUCUUUUAGCAUGGAACAUCUGAUGAGUAAACAGGAUCGACGUAACGUACGAAGGAUGAUCAAGUGUUACAAUAAAACGAAACAAUACUACUCGCUCACCAAGAUUUACGGUAGUUUAUCCCAGGUGGGCGAAUUAAAUCACGAAAAUGGGACCGUGUUUGUCCCGUGCAUAAAGAGAGCACUUACCGUUUUAGGUGAGACGAUGAAAAACACCAAAAGCACACCCAAUAUGCCGCACGGACGCAUCCGCAACACCGUGGAGAAAUUACUGAUGCCGCAACUUUCGGCAUUUAACAUAUCACAUCGUAAUACGUAUGCAAAGGCAUUUUCACUGAAAAGGCUUUUGAUUGCGGAUAAUUUGGAAGAAAAUAUAUUAAUCAACCUACCACUCUACAUGACCGUCGUGAGGGUAAUGUUGUUACUGUUGAUCGCGGUGCUGGGAGCCGAUAUCAGGCGCUCAUUCUACGGUAUGUUGUAUGAAUGUAAUACUGUACAAGCGUUACGCUCGCUGCUACUAUACGUAGAGAAUGAUGAUGAUUUUGCGAAAAUGCUAAAGGAGUGUUUAAAAGAAGUUAAAAAGUAUUUCGACAACAUAGAGAAGCUACUAAAAGAACUAGAACAUAGCCCCGUUGGACAGAAAGCUCAAUUUGAACACGUCAAGCAACAUUUCACUCAGCAAUAUACUUUGAGCAAAGAGUUGCGAACAAUGCUGGAAACGGAAGAAGCAAUCUCGAAUUUGCGUAAAACGUGCUUUGCCUGCACCGAUAUCAUAACAAUCCGACGUUUGCUUCGUUGGAAGCUUGAAUCACACCAUCCGAACAGAUUGUUGCAAAGAAUGUCCAAAGAAUGGGAUACUUCUACUACAGAAAUUAACUCAAUGGUUAAUCUCGAUACACGAUUAGUGACAAUAAACAUUGCAACCGUGCCAAACAAGCUUAAAAUGAUACAGAUGGCUAUGGACUCGGCUUACUAUUACGGUUGCAUCGAACACACGCGCCAGCUAGCCAAACAAAUUGGAAUAGAUGCGACUGAUGACUCGAAAUACCAGACGCUUAAUACUAAGCUUCGAUCUUACUAUGAUAACAUGUUCUUCCUCGAUAACAAAUGGAAGUCGCUAAAUGAAUUCUGCAAACAGAACCACAUUUUGCUGCCGAGCGAUAAAGUAAACAGUCUGCGUGAGGAAGAUGAGGCCCGUCUGCAGCAGUUGUUUGAAGAGCGACAGAAUAGAUUACGAACAAUCCUCGAAAUAGGGAAUAUACGAGAGGUGGAAGACAUUGCAUGCUGUAUGAAAACUAUCUCCCCCUGCAUUAUUGCUGCGCUCGAGUACAUUCAACUAGAAGUUUGCGAAAUCUUGACCACAGUCGGAUACUUUGGAGAUAAUUUCCACUAUCUAAAGCAUCGCAUACCGAUGAUAAUGGGGAAAAGCUAUCGCAAUCUUCUUGCACACGAUGCCUUGUCCUACGAUAUGCUCAGCGACAGUGGAGAGGAAAAGCUGCUCAUUAAUGCGAUCGUUUUAGCCAACACGAAAAUAACUCUCUUCCCCACAGCCAAUAACAAACCGCAAUGCCGCAAUACCAUUGAACUAAGCUUUCCUACUCCCGAGAACACAUUUCGAUGGGUCGAAAAACAGGAAAAAAUAAUAGAAGUCUUGAAAGCGGACGACUCACAACUGCUGCAAGUGAUGAUGCAGGCCGGUGGAGAAAUAAAAAGCCAUUUCUAUUAUGCACUACAGCCGGAUCAACACCAACCCUCUCAUCUUGAUCUCACGAAGAUUGUUCAUCGCUUUUGCCGUCCUAAUUCAAUUCAAGGACAGAGGCUUGCUGAACUUGGUUGACUCAUACGGUUGCACACCGUUGGGCUGGGCUGCCAAAGUAGGUAAUAUCAAACUUUUGCAUACAAUCAUGGAAUAUAGGCCGGACUUCGAUAAUACAUCAGCAAAUCGGGAUGCCCUUAAAUAUGCACUCAUGGCACAUCACGCACAAUGGGUCAAAUGUUUCAUCGAACUUCUCACCGCGAACGGCAUCCAGGGAAUUACGAAGCUGUUGGAUAUGGAUUUAAUCAUAUUGUCGCUUGAUGUGGACGAUUGGCAACUAUCGGUGGUGCUGCUCGAGUACGAAUUAGGUCAUACUUUAACGAAGCAACCUACGAGAGGUGAUUUAGAUCGUUUUAAUACUAUUAUACAGAGUGCUGGUGAUCUAACGACCAAACUCGAAUCGAAACGAUUCAUUAUGUUGCUGGAAUGUUUAAUCCCGAUAAGGCCUACAACCCCGUAGUACUAUUCUCGCAAGUGUAGCUCCCCAUGUUGUCUCUAACUUUUGGAUGGUUCGCGUUACCGUGCGUUUACAAACACCGUCAAAUAGCAGCGAAUAGUGGAGACAAAAUCGAUGAUAUGAUGUCAUGAAUAUAUUCAAAUUGUUUGCAUUUCAUCGAAUGUCACCGCACCGUACAGAAUGAUUGGAUGCAAGGCUAGGAUAUCGUCUCUCGAAAAAUCGUCUCGCUUACAUAUUGGCGUGAAAUGAUUCAUUCAUUUUGUUUUUGGCUACUUUUUUACUCUUCACGGCGAGAAAAGAGUACGGAUAGAUAUAUACAAGUACUGAGUUAUAAUAAAAAACAAACUAAAACAAAGAA
Anopheles coluzzii is the source of this 4174-nucleotide messenger RNA. RefSeq lists its product as uncharacterized. The transcript has a single exon. Bases 207 to 3380 code for a protein of 1057 amino acids. The record is from RefSeq and is a predicted model, not a curated record. Lineage: Eukaryota; Metazoa; Arthropoda; Insecta; Diptera; Culicidae.